Molecule: messenger RNA, 905 nt
Organism: Glycine soja
Lineage: Eukaryota; Viridiplantae; Streptophyta; Magnoliopsida; Fabales; Fabaceae
Exons: 5
Coding region: 320-787 (155 amino acids)
Source: RefSeq, a predicted model, not a curated record
GACGAUAGCAUCAUAACGUCUCCGACUUGGUGGAGAUUCAUCAGUUGCGGCUACAUUCCCAAUGACAGAGACAAACGCAUCAGAUAACGCUGAUGACCUCUAGAAAAACUCUACGCAAAAGGGGAAGAAAGACAACUUCCAAGGUUCUCUUCCAAGUGCCUUUUUCUUUUCAACCUCCUGAAUUUUGUUUGAAGGAAAACAUCAACUUGGAGAUAGUAUUAUUAAAUCGAUUCAAGAAUGAAUCAAGUUGGGGGAACCACGUUCCCAAAUUUCUGUAGAAGAAAGAUUAAAAAAUUGGGUCAUCGAAAAAAGGGAACGCAUGCAAAGCAAGGACAAAGAAAAACCUGACGCUAAAAUGCCAGAUUAUUACUAUAUUCAUUCAGCAUCGCAGAAGACAUUACGGUCUCAUCAUGAGGUCAUUGAGUUUUUGCUCGACGUAGAAAUUCCUCGAAAAGGUGGUAGCAAGAAAGCAAAGGUUGUUGGGGCUGUAGAUAAUCAGGUCUCAGGUUCGGCAUCCCAUGAAUCAAGCAGAAGGAAAGAAAUGUCAUUCACUUCCCAAAUAGUGAAUAAGAUGAAGAGUAGUGAUGAAAAAGGGACUAAUGAAUUGGAUAAUAAGGUGAUGAGUGAUGAAUUGAAGAAUAAGAUGAAAGAUUUAGAGAAGGAGAUUAUGCCGUGGGAUGAUGAUGAAAUGGGGCUAUAUAAGAUGGUUGACAUUAAUGAAAUUGAAAAUGAACUGAUGAUUCAAGAACUGUUGAACCAGCCGGGAGAAUUGUUGUUUAAUUUGUGAUAUCAUUGAUGCCCCAAGCAUGUGUGUAAUUUUUAACAUUGUAUGUGUGUUUGCACGCAUGUGCAUGCUGUUGAGAGAGAAAGAGGUUAGUCAUAUCUAGAGUUGUACCAUGUCUUGU